AUGCCCGCUACAUUGGCCACAGAGGGUAUCGUGGUGAACUACGAUGUUGUUGCCAGUUUAAUUGUUGUAAAACCUCACGAUGUUGUCUCGGUCAGAUCCGAUCCUCCUCGGAAGGUUCUCGAAGAGGUCAAAAAAAUCACGAAUAAAAUUUGCAUGUUAAAUAUGGCAAAACGUAUAGUUGGCUUCAGAGGUUAUGCGAUGGGCUUUUCAACGUUGUUGGAAAUUUGA
Molecule: messenger RNA, 228 nt
Organism: Ambispora gerdemannii
Lineage: Eukaryota; Fungi; Glomeromycota; Glomeromycetes; Archaeosporales; Ambisporaceae
Source: the annotation of a GenBank genome assembly